AAAUAUUUAGCUAAUAAUAUUAUUAGAAGGGACAGAAAUGGAUAGAUCUGUCCCUUCGACGACUGCAAGUGAUGCCUUCCCAUCGACGAAAAUGGAUAGAAUCAUUCUAGGACUUCAAAAUCCCUUGAUGGUCAUUUGAAAUUUUGGACUUGAAAGCUAUCAGGCCCAUAUGAUCGGUUUUAUUUCCAGGAAAAGAAGUGGCAUCUAUGAUAGUUUGAAAAGUGAAAAUCCAAUUUGUUAUCUCGAUUUACCAAGAACGAGUUCAGUCUUGAAUCCAAAUCCACUAUUGGAGUCGAAUUCGCCACCGUAUAUUUUCGUUAAUAUCAUGUUUUAAUUUUAGUACAAACCCAGAGAACUUUCGUCGGAGCCUUGGCUGGAGAUGAGGCAUUCUCCAUCAGAGAAGUUGAGUUGCAGGCAGUGGAGAAGUCGAGUUGUAGGUUCUGGUCGUUUUAUUUUUAUUUUUUAUUAAUUAAGCUUUUAAUCGUUA
Molecule: messenger RNA, 487 nt
Organism: Rubroshorea leprosula
Lineage: Eukaryota; Viridiplantae; Streptophyta; Magnoliopsida; Malvales; Dipterocarpaceae
Source: the annotation of a GenBank genome assembly